GUCGCGCAACACGACGUGCCCGCCCUGAUACGCAGGCGACAACGUGCUUGAAAAGUUGACGUGUUUGACUCACGCAGUGAUUCGUCAUUCAAUGAACGAGAGUGCAGUCGAUGCUAAUCUGCAAACAUUCACCACGGCAUUGGGAAGCUCUUCAGUCCAUCGCAAUCAUGGCCACCCCCUCUGCUUUGAAUCAGGCCCACAUCGAUGCCUUCUACGAUUACAUUGGUUUCCCAGCGAGCCUGCGGCAACAUCAGCCGCUGCAAGAUCCAGCAGAAGAUAUCCAUUUCCUCACGCAGCUUCAUGUUCACAUGAUUGCCGCAAUACCGUACGAUAAUCUCUGGCUGCACUACAAUCCCACCCACAGAGUCGACAUCACCGCUCUCGGCAACUUCGACAAGACCGUCAAGCAAGCUCGCGGCCGUGGUAGCUACUGCAUGGGCAACCAUGUCCUUCUCAACCACGUCCUCCGGUUCCUGAAAUUCCCAGUCUACCUUGGUCCAGCCCGUACCAGGCCGCGAAUCGACUCUGUUCCCACAGGGGAGUUUCCUGGCUGGAUCCACCUCGUGAACAUCAUCACGCUGUCCGACGGCCAGGUAUGGACGAUGGAUGUUGGCUUCGGUGGUGACGGCCCUACGAAACCCAUGCCGCUCGUUCACAACAAGCCGCAGGUCAAUCUCGGUGGCCAGGAAGUUCGUCUGAUCCAUGACUGGAUCCCUACGCAACUGCACCGCACAGAAGCUAGUAGGCUCUGGAUCUACGAGUACCGUAAUGGGAAAGACAUGCCUUGGAACUCAUUCUACGCUUUCUCAGAGACAGAGGCGAUGGAGGCUGACUUUCAUGUCAUCAAUCACUUCACGGGAACGUCGCCUGAUAGUCAACACACGGUCACUCAGCUGCUGGUCAAGUUCUUGAGAAGAGAGAAGGAGGAUGGAUCCGGUGACCAGGAGAUCUAUGGAAAGCGCAUGCUGGUCAAUGCGGUUGUGAAAGAGAAUCUUGGUGGUAAGACGAAGAUUGUGGAGGAAUGCAAGACGGAGGCAACCCGUAUUAGAGUGCUGAAGGAGUGGUUCGGCAUAACUCUGACGGAGGAAGAGAAGCAGGCCAUCAAGGGGACAGUCACAGAGCUGAAGUAGUCUUCGGUGCCUUCGAUAUUCUGGGUCCCCUUCGCAAUAGAGUGACACUAACUACAUAGACAUUUUCCGUACAGGAUUGAUAAGUGAAAUCUCAAUUGUCUAUUAGCGCCAGCAUCUCC
Molecule: messenger RNA, 1249 nt
Organism: Didymella exigua CBS 183.55
Lineage: Eukaryota; Fungi; Ascomycota; Dothideomycetes; Pleosporales; Didymellaceae
Product: cysteine proteinase
Exons: 1
Coding region: 168-1130 (320 amino acids)
Molecular function (GO): acetyltransferase activity
Source: RefSeq, a predicted model, not a curated record